Messenger RNA from Branchiostoma belcheri (Belcher's lancelet), 1916 nucleotides. RefSeq names its product mitotic checkpoint protein BUB3-like. Gene Ontology annotation, cellular component: mitotic checkpoint complex; bub1-bub3 complex; kinetochore. Lineage: Eukaryota; Metazoa; Chordata; Leptocardii; Amphioxiformes; Branchiostomatidae. The transcript is spliced from 8 exons. Gene Ontology annotation, biological process: mitotic spindle assembly checkpoint signaling. The coding region runs from base 52 to 1056 and encodes 334 amino acids. The record is from RefSeq and is a predicted model, not a curated record. Gene Ontology annotation, molecular function: ubiquitin binding.
CUUUGAGAGAGCAACCGACACGCGAGAAGAUAGAAAGUUGAGACGACAAACAUGCCGACUGUUGCCGAGACUCCAAACGAGUUCAAGUUGAACAACUGCCCUGCGGACGGGAUCUCGGCGGUGAAGUUCAGCCCGACCAGCUCGCAGCUGCUGCUGGUGUCGUCCUGGGACUGUUCGGUGCGGCUGUACGACGUGAGCGGGAACAACCUCAGGAACAAGUACGAACAUUCCAGCGCCGUCCUGGACUGCUGCUUCUAUGACCCUGUGCACCCCUACAGUGGUGGACUGGACCAGAUGCUGAAGACCUGUGAUCUGAACACAAGCCAAGAAACUGUUGUUGGGAACCAUGAUGCAGCCAUCCGCUGUGUGGAGUACUGUCCUGAUGUCAACGUGGUCAUCACAGGCAGCUGGGACCAGACAGUCAAACUGUGGGACCCGCGCACACCCUGUAACGCUGGGUCCUUCUCACAGCCUGGCAAGGUGUACACAAUGGCAGUUACAGGUGAUCGACUGAUUGUGGGAACAGCAGGCAGACGAGUGUUGGUGUGGGACCUGAGGAACAUGGGUUAUGUGCAACAGAGACGAGAGUCCAGCCUGAAAUACCAGACCCGCUGUAUCAGGGCCUUCCCCAACAAGCAGGGCUAUGUGCUCAGCUCCAUAGAGGGCCGUGUAGCUGUGGAGUAUUUAGACCCCAGCCCCGAGGUACAGAAGAAGAAGUACGCCUUCAAGUGUCAUCGUAUCAAGGAGGACGGAAUCGAGAAGAUCUACCCUGUUAACGCUAUCGCCUUCCACAGCCUGCACAACACCUUCGCUACAGGAGGGUCGGAUGGUUUUGUGAACAUCUGGGACGGGUUCCACAAGAAGAGGCUGUGUCAGUUCCACCGCUAUCCCACCAGCAUCGCCUCCCUCGCCUUCAGCCACGACGGCAGCGUGCUCGCCAUCGCCUCGUCAUACAUGUACGAGGAGCUGGACGUGGAACAUCCCGAGGACGCCAUCUACAUCCGCAAUGUCACCGAUCAGGAAACAAAACCCAAGACCUCAGGUUCAGCCUCUUGAAAGGAAGUCUCCUAAAAGCCACAAAGGACAACAAUGCCUACUGUCCAUAUCAGGAGAUGCCAACAAGUCUGGUGCCAGCUUCCUAUUCAUAUAACAUGUUCACUGAUGUACAGUACAUUUUAACAUUGAGCAUAAAUAUUUCCCCACACCAAGUACAAAUUGAAUGGUAAUCUCUGCAUACUACAUUAUCAUAUGAAUCGUAUAAAUGCUGUACAUAAAACCGGUACUUAGGGAAACUAUAGGGAGGCUGCAUAAUAUACAAAACCUUGAAGAUUCAGAAUUACCAACAAUGGUGAUAAAUGUACUAUACAGGUACAUGUAGCAAAUUCAUUGACCUUUUUUUACUAAGAAAUAAGUGUAAGAAAUAGUUUGUGUAGAGUUCUUUUCUAACAUGAAAAGUAAAAGAUAAGUAAAAGCUAAAUAUUCCAUCUUUGUACAUAUUUUAUCACUACUAUGACUAUUAGUUCACUAAUUGUCUCAGGUGAAUGUGGUAGAUCUGAUUUUUUUAUUGGUUUGGUACUAAUAAAUUUUGACUCUUCUUUCUGUACUUAUUAUAAAGAGAAGGUAGGGUAGUUGAAAAGGAUGUAGGGAGGGAUGACAUGAGGAAUUGUGUGGUUAUACAUUUGUAGAUGUAUGUACAACCUUCCUCUUAAUGAAGGUUUUAGAAAAAAGAAAUGCAGAAGUACACAGAGAAUGACUGAAGUAAAGUAUAUAUACUGUAGACGCACCCACACAUUCAAAAGAAUAAAUAUUUGUACUUGCUUUUCUUUUCCCAACAUUAUGUCCUGGUGUAUUGUCAACAUUUUUUCUUUGCUUAUAAGCUGUCUCUAAUGUUGAAUAAAGUACAGUUGUUUACGUGA